Messenger RNA from Daldinia childiae, 603 nucleotides. RefSeq names its product Chromatin-remodeling complex subunit ies6. Gene Ontology annotation, biological process: chromatin remodeling. Lineage: Eukaryota; Fungi; Ascomycota; Sordariomycetes; Xylariales; Hypoxylaceae. The transcript has a single exon. Gene Ontology annotation, cellular component: Ino80 complex. The record is from RefSeq and is a predicted model, not a curated record. Bases 1 to 603 code for a protein of 200 amino acids.
AUGGCUGCUCCCACAGAAGCCCAGAUUGCUCAUCAAGAGCUGAUCGACAAGCUUGAUAUCCAUUCCAUCCACAAGAGCUUUCGCAACCCUCACUGGCGACCAAACCAGCGACGAAAUAAGAACAUCAAGACCAUAAUAGGUGAUGCCUCGCGCAAGGAAGCUUCUGUAAUUGUCACGCCGCAGGACAACAGCGGCACCGUCACUCCUGCACCGGGAGAUGGUGACGGCCUUUCUACCAGCGGUUCUUCGACGCCCGCUCAGCAGACGGCCGGUGGCAACAACUCGAACCUGCAACCGAACCUCGCUCAAGCCUCGCGUAGUUUAUCGAAACUUGUACUAGAAAAGAGCCUGCGACCUAAUGGCGCCGGAGGUGCACCCGUUUCGGCCGCGCCCAGCGCGACUUACACAAACAUCGAGUCAGCCCCUUCGCUCGCGCACACAAAGCGAUACUGCGAUAUCACCGGUCUUCCUGCCCCUUACCUCGACCCAAAGAGUCGGUUACGGUAUCACAGCAAGGAAGUGUUCGGCUUCAUUCGGACUCUACCUCAGAGCGCAGCGGAGCAAUAUCUAGAGGCAAGAGGCGCGCAUACAAUUCUAAAAUGA